Tinamus guttatus (white-throated tinamou) is the source of this 978-nucleotide messenger RNA. It is a transcript of the gene CBY2, whose product is annotated as chibby family member 2. Lineage: Eukaryota; Metazoa; Chordata; Aves; Tinamiformes; Tinamidae. The record is from RefSeq and is a predicted model, not a curated record.
AUGGCUGCUUGUGACAUGAUGAAUCACAGCGGGCCAUACACAAAGACUGACAUAGAUUGUAUCACCCCAAGAGUGAAACUGAGCGAUGACACUUUUAUCUUUAUUGAUGGUAAAUGGGUGAAUGAACUCUACCACCAGUCAACCUUUGCUUCCCACGAGAAACACUUCAGCAAGAAGUCACAUAAUGAAUGGAGCAUCUGGGAGGAGAACAGAGCACUCUGGGAGGAAAACAAAGUUCUCCGGAUUGAAAACAGCAUGCUACGGGAAGAAAAUAAAGCUCUUCAAUGCCUACAGGCACAGAAUAAAACCAUCAAGGUCAUUUAUGAUGACUCCAUUCAGCAGGGUCUCCAGAAGGAAAAGAAGCCAUUCCCAAUCUUCCAAGAGAACAGCAUAGGUGUCCAGGUUAACCAAGACAACAAAGCUCUUCAGAUUGUUAGGGAAAAGAAUAGAGCUUUAGAGCUCUUCCGUCAGGAGAAUAAAACUCUGCCCAUCAUCUGGAAAAACAGAAAAGCCAUUGCAGUCCAUGAAGAGAGCAAAGAGGCAAGCUCAGUUCUUCAGAAAGACACUCAAACUACCACAGAUCCAGAAGAAGGUCCUAGCCCUGCCCCACAGCAGGAACACGAAGCUGGCAGCUCCACUCCAACCCAGAAUGAAAAGAAGAGUGCCCCAACCAUGCAAGGUGAGUAUGCAAUUGGCCAGGCAAUGCAGAACUUAUAUCAAGCCCUCCAAGUCUUCCUUAAAGAGGACAGUGUUCUCCUUGGAGAUAAAAAGGACAUUCAGAUUCUUCAGGAGGAGAAUAAAGCCUUCCAAGAAGAGAACAAUAAACUGAGGCUGCAAUUGAAUGCUGUGAAAAAUACGGUGUCAGACAUUACAGCCCAAAUGGAAAUGUUGCAAAAAGAGCUCAAUGUCAUCACUUCCCCAAUGUAUGAAGAAGCAGGACAGAUACUGGAAAGUGAGUAUCAGCUUGGAGAGAUAUAA